UGGAGCCCCCCUCUCAGCGGGGAGGAGACGUCAUGGUUAUGUCACACCGUGCCCAGCAGCUCAGGGUCUGCCGCACGUCACUGCUGGCCACGCCCACUCAUUAACACUGUGACGUCGCGCAAGGAACGAAAUAAUAUCGAGAGGAAAAAGAGCCCUGGUCGCUGGCUAUAAAGAGCUGGCCUGUACGUGCGGGGCGGGGCUUAGCGGCUGUCCAAUCACUGUCGCCUGUUCCGUUUCGUGUACACAGCAGCAAGUUAGGCUGCGACAUACAAAACCCGCUGCUCCCGGAGAAUCGGGAGGGGAAGAGGGAGUGAGCGAGGAAGAUGGCGGCGGCGGCUCUUAGUGAGGAGGGGAGGUACGGGCUGUCCUGCGGGAGGGGGACACAGGACCAGGUCACCGUACUUCACGUCAAACUCACUGAGACCGCCUUCAGAGCCCUGGAGAGCCACCAGAACACUAAGAAUUCAAUACCUGCGCGACCAUCCAUUCAAUUUCAGGGACUCCAAGGAUGCAUCAAGAUUCCAAAAUCAGAUUGCCCCAAUGAAAUGCACAACUUUAACUUCUAUAUGUCGAACGUGGGAAAAGAUAACCCUCAAGGCAGCUUUGACUGUAUUCAACAAACAGUGUCAAGCACUGGUUUGUCUAAACUGAACUGUCUGGGAGUCAUACAAGAUAAAAUCACAGUCUGUGCCACUAAUGACUCCUACCAGCUUACAAGAGACCGCAUGACCCAGGCAGAAGAAGAAACUCGAAGCCGUAGUACUAAAGUCAUAAAGCCUGGUGGCCCAUUUCUAGGAAAGAGGGUCCAGAUUCGGAAACCAGCAAGUAAUCUUCUAGAUACAGCACCAGAAAGGAAAAGGUCGACACCCAUUAAUCCUGCCAGCACCCUUCGCAAGUCAAAUAUCAGCAACAGUAUUGCACAACGGCCAUAUAGGGAAAGGGUGAUUCAUCUGCUGGCACUGAAGCCAUAUAAAAAACCAGAGAUACUCGCUCGUUUACAUAAAGAUGGCGUUAAUCACAAAGACAAGAACGCUCUUGGUGGCAUCCUGCAACAGGUUGCCAAUCUAAAUUCAAAGGACAAUUCGUAUACGCUUAAGGAUUUUGUUUACAAGGAAAUACAGAGAGAAUGGCCUGGGUACCUGGAAGGAGAUAAACAGUUAUUAGACAGAGUUCUUUCCAGAAAACUUAAUCAGUCUCAGAAUGCUGCCAGCUCCAGUCAGUCGGACUCUCCUCCUCCAAGUACUGCAUCGCCACCUCCACAGAAACGUACUCAGGAUACGGAGUUUAUUGAUCCCCUAAUGACUAAGAAGCCGAGGAUAUCUCAUCUUACGAACAGAGUGCCCCCAACUUUAAAUGGCCACUUGGGUUUAACCAAUGAAAAACCAGCACCUGCGCCCCCUCCGCCUUCUGCUGCCACCCCAACACUUCCUCCACUUCCGCCUACACGCCUUCCAGUUUCAAAUCCACAAAACAUAAACUCUAACUCCAAUUCUCCCAGUACCCCUGAGGGUCGGGGGACACAAGAUCUGCCCAUGGACAGUUUUAGUCAAAACAGCAGCACCUAUGAGGACCAGCAAGAAAAAUAUACUUCUAGGACUACUCUGGAUAACACUCUACCAACCCCAAUCAAGUUGGGAAGCUCUGAUCCCACGGACGAUAAAAACGGCACAUUACAUAAAAAGGCAAAGAGAAUAAAAAAACACAAGGACAAAGACAGAAAAAAACUGGACACUGAACCCAUGGAGGAAGACCAUCCAGUGCGCCUAAAAAAAGAAGAAAUAGUUAAGAUGGAAGAGAGCCUAAGUCCAGAUGAGAAGAAAGAUGUUCAAGUAACCUGCACAGCUUCAGACCCCUCAUCAACAACCGAAUUACCAGAUUACAUAGUAAAAUACACUGUUAUUGUAUCUAAUGAGCAGAGACAAAGUUACAAGGAAGACUUCAACUCUGAAUAUGAUGAAUACCGGAGUUUACAUGCCAGAGUAGAAAGUAUCACUAGAAAAUUUAUGCAGCUUGAUGCACAUAGGAAGCGGCUUUCCCCUGGUUCUAAGGAAUACAAGGUUGUACAUGAAGAGGUUAUAAAAGAGUAUCGAAAAUUUAAAGAGGCAAGUCCGAACUAUUAUGAAGAAAAGUACAGAUGUGAAUAUCUUCACAACAAACUUGCCCACAUUAAAAGACUAAUAGGAGAAUUUGACCAACGACGGGCAGAGUCCUGGCACUAACGCUCUGCUUACAAGAUGUGAAUACUUAACGUUAUUUAUUUAAAAUUCCAGAUGUGUUACGCAAGGAUAAAGCAAAGAAACUUACAGGAGUUUCAGUAUUAGCAGCAAAUUAUUAUUUUUUUUUUCUUUCUUUCUCCUGGUGCCCAACCUUCCUUUAUCCUGCUUAAAUAAAAGCUGCUUUUUCUCUUCCUUGUCCUUUUUGGACAUUUAUCUGUGGAAAUCAGUAUAGCCGCUGGAGUUCCAGGGUCUCUAAUCUGAUAAACUGCGCAUUCUAAGUUUUAUGUAGCAUAAUGAUGUGCUUUUGGAUAAAUGUCUGUCUUCUGACCUUUCUUAAUGCAAACCCUUUGCCUUAAACGGUAGAAGGUUGAAAAAAUUUGCACAAAAUGUAUUUAAAAAAUAAAAUAAGCGUAAAAAAAACUUAGAAAAAAAAUAUAUGGAGGGUUAAGGGGGGACAGAAAAA
Messenger RNA from Pseudophryne corroboree (corroboree frog), 2679 nucleotides. It is a transcript of the gene ELL2, whose product is annotated as elongation factor for RNA polymerase II 2. NCBI's taxonomy places the organism in Eukaryota, Metazoa, Chordata, Amphibia, Anura, Myobatrachidae. The coding region runs from base 324 to 2219 and encodes 631 amino acids. The transcript is spliced from 12 exons. The record is from RefSeq and is a predicted model, not a curated record. Gene Ontology annotation, molecular function: cis-regulatory region sequence-specific DNA binding. Gene Ontology annotation, cellular component: transcription elongation factor complex. Gene Ontology annotation, biological process: transcription elongation by RNA polymerase II; positive regulation of transcription elongation by RNA polymerase II; snRNA transcription by RNA polymerase II.